Messenger RNA from Rhizophagus irregularis DAOM 181602=DAOM 197198, 808 nucleotides. The record is from RefSeq and is a predicted model, not a curated record. NCBI's taxonomy places the organism in Eukaryota, Fungi, Glomeromycota, Glomeromycetes, Glomerales, Glomeraceae.
AAUAUAUUAUAUUUUUGGUGUAAUUUCAAUUAUAUUUGCCGUAAUAAUAAUGUCAAUAAUUAUUCAAGAUUUUCGAUUUUCUGAUGGUUUUGGAAGUGUUGUAGAAAUUAACACUGGAUUGAUUGUGGGGAUAUCAUUCUCAAUUUUCUUAAUUUGGAUUGAAUUGAUUUUCUACUUCCGCUUAAUACCAUAUAUUGGUAUUUAUAUUUAUCAUGUCAUAAUUAUCUUCAAAAUCAUAUUUCCAUUCUUUUUGUUUAUGUUGAUUGUAAUAUUAGCAUUUGCGCACACAAUGUUUGUGUUACUCAGAAAUCCUGUGAAUAUUAGGACUAAAGAUUCUACAUAUAGUGGAGUUGCUACAAAUUCUUUAACAAAUGAGACACUUAAUAUUGAAUUUAAAUCCGAUUUUGAUCCAACUUCUAGUGAUAAUCCAUUCACAUCUUUUUCUAGUGCUAUAAUGGCUACAUAUUUUUGGAUUAGUGAUAAUUGGAUUCAAAGAGAUGAAUUGAUUUUUGGGCUGUUGACAUAUAUACUUUUAUUGCUAGUAUAUUCCUUGUAAUAGGUUUACAAAAUAUGUUGAUCGCUUUUAUGAGUGAUGAAUAUGAAGAUGUGAAAGAUAAAAGUAGGCUAAUUUUAUUAAAACAUAAAGCAAAUCACAUAGCAGAUUAUGAUGCAAUGUAUCAUAUUCAUUUUUGGAUCCCUGAUUCUAAACCAAAAUGUAUUUAUUAUAUUGGUCAAUCUGAAAAUUAUGAAGAUUGGCAUAUUGCAAGAAAGGAUGAUGAUAAGAGUGCUAUUUGUAAAGGUUUAAAAG